AUGGAAUCAGGCAAAAGAAGUCGAUCCUCAUGUUCAUCAACAUCUGAAGCAAGGUCUCAUUCCACUUACAAUCAAGAUGCAGGGCACUUUGAGUGGCAGGAAGGGCAAAUGAUUAACGAUCGCUACAAAGUCAAAGGGCUCCUAGGGGAUGGAACCUUCGGACGAGUCCUAGAAGUUGAGGACCAAGAUGGCUCUUUUAAAGCUCUAAAGGUCAUUCGAGCAGUCAAGCGCUACGUAGAAGCUGCCAAGAUCGAAGUUGAGAUACUGCACAGAAUAAACCGAGCAGACCCAACCCACCAAUCUAACAUUGUCCAGUUAUACGAAGAUUUCCCCCUAGGCGGCAACUAUUGUCUCGUCUUUGAAAAACUGGGAAGAAGCCUGUUCGAUAUCAUCAAAUUGAAUGAGUACAAAGGUAAUAAAGAUGUAGGCUUCAGAAUGUGGCAGGUUCAGGAAAUUGCUGAACAGCUUUUUAAAGCGAUUGACUUCAUGCACACUCUGGGUCUCACGCAUACCGAUCUUAAGCCUGAAAACAUCCUCUUGGUGAAUGAUGAACUGAGAUUUGAUGAAGAAAAAGUAAUGAGUGAUAAAGAAAAUAAACCUCCCCGUUGACUGCACAAUUCGGGUUAUUGAUUUCGGUGGUGCCACAUUUAGAGAGGACCAUCAUUCAGUUAUUAUCAAUACAAGGCAGUACCGCGCACCUGAAGUCAUUUUAGGUAGUUUUUACUUACUCUUCAGUUUAAAUGAGUGAAUGCUUUUUUUUAUAUAUUAUAUAAAAUUUAUAUCGAUAUUAAUAUAAAGAUAUUGGGAUGAGAUAGAACUUGGCUGGGAUACUAUGUCAGAUCUCUGGUCCUUGGGAUGCAUUUUGGUCGAGCUUUAUACAGGAGAACUGCUCUUCCCAACACACAAGAACUUUGAGCAUUUGGCAAUGCUAGAAAAGGUGCUUGGGCAUAUGCCAGCUUGGAUGGGGAAGCGCUGCUCGUACAGCUAUAAAAAGUACUUCGACCGAGAUUACUUUUUGAAUUAUCCAGAAAGGGCAGAUCAUGAAACCAGAAGAAAUGUAAGACACCUACUUUGUUUAGAAGUAAGUCAAAAUUAGGAAUUGAUACCUUCAAAGUAUCGGGAGUUUCGGCACCUUAUUUACGAUCUCCUAGAAUUCAACCCAAAUCGAAGAUUGAGAGCAAAAGAUGCACUUCGGCAUAGGUUUUUUGAUGCUGACUACAGACCGAAACGUAGUGAAUAA
Messenger RNA from Blepharisma stoltei, 1240 nucleotides. NCBI's taxonomy places the organism in Eukaryota, Ciliophora, Heterotrichea, Heterotrichida, Blepharismidae. The record is from the annotation of a GenBank genome assembly.